Messenger RNA from Zonotrichia albicollis (white-throated sparrow), 5554 nucleotides. The record is from RefSeq and is a predicted model, not a curated record. Lineage: Eukaryota; Metazoa; Chordata; Aves; Passeriformes; Passerellidae.
GCGGCCCCUCUGAGGAUAAACUCCUGCCAGGAGACCAGAUCUUGGCCAUCAACGAUGAGGAUGUGAGUGAAGCCCCCAGGGAGAGAUUCAUCGAGCUUGUCAGGAACGCCAAGGACUUCAUCAUCCUCACGGUUCUGCACACCCACCAGUCCCCCAAAUCUGCUUUCAUCAGCGCAGCCAAGAAGGCAAAGCUCAGGUCCAACCCGGCCAAGGUCCGAUUCUCUGAGCAGGUGACGGUCGGCGAGACAGACCCAGACAUGUUGAAGAAAGAAGCUCUCCUCCUCAUUCCCAACGUGCUGAAGGUUUUCCUGGAGAACGGGCAGAUCAAAUCCUUCACGUUCGAUGGCCGAACCACUGUGAAGGACGUGAUGGUGACGCUGCAGGACCGCCUGUCACUGAGGCACAUCGAGCACUUUGCCCUGGUCCUGGAGUAUUCCAGCCCCGAGCAGAGCCACCGCUUCCUGCUGCUCCAAGACAAGCAGCCCCUGGCCCAUGUGGUGCAGAGAACACACUAUCACGGCAUGAGAUGCCUCUUCCGUGUGAGCUUCUUCCCCAAGGACCCGGUGGAGCUGCUGCGCCGGGACCCUGCAGCUUUCGAGUACCUGUACAUCCAGAGCCGCAACGAUGUGAUCAGAGAGCGCUUCGGCACAGAGCCCAAGCCUGAGAUGCUGCUGGGGCUGGCUGCCCUCCACAUCUACAUCACUGUCUCAGCCACCCGCCCCAGCCAGAAGGUGUCCCUCAAGAAUGUGGAGAAGGAGUGGGGGCUGGAGCCCUUCCUGCCCCCCUCGCUCCUGCAGCUCAUCAAAGAGAAGAGCCUCCGGAAAUCCCUCUCGCAGCAGCUCAAAGCCCACCAGCACCAGCCUGGGGGCACCAAGGUGUCCACAGCCCAGGCCAAGCUGCAGUACCUGAGGAUCCUGAACGAGCUGCCCACCUUCGCUGGGGUUCUCUUCAACACCGUGGGACUGCAGGAUGAGAAGCAGCCAGCCACCACCCUGCUGGUGGGACCCCGGCACGGCAUCAGCCACGUCAUCGACCUGAAAACCAACCUCACCACGGUGCUGUCAGAGUUCAGCAAGGUCAGCAAGAUCCAGCUGUUCAGGGAGAACCAGGGCGUGGCCCGGGUGGAGACCAGCAUCCUGGAUGCCAAGCCCCUGGUGUUGCUGAUGGAGUGGCCUGAAGCCACCAACUUCGCCUGCCUCAUCGCAGGCUACUGCCGGCUCCUGGUGGACUCCAAGAAGAUGAUCCUGUCCAGGGCCCCCAGCCAGCCACCCCCUCCUCAGAUUAUCAAGGCAGAUUACAUCAACGCACACAACUUCCAGCGGCCUGCCACGGCAGGGCACGUGGGAAAGAAGGAGAAUGGGCUGGUGGGUGGCUCUGCCACUGUCCCUGGAGCAGCCGGGGCUGCUGCCAGCCGGGACUCGGAGCUCAUCCGCUUCUGCUACCUGCACAUGCGAGAGCAGAGGAAGGAGAGGGAGAGCGCCACGGAUAUCAAUGAAAACCUGAUCUUUUUUGAGGAAACUCGUCCCAGGACCAAAUCUGACCCCACUUCCAAAAGCUCUGGCCAAGGCUACAACGGGGCAGCCAAGGAGUGCGACCCGGCUGGCCUCGAGCAGGAGAGGCAGGGCAGCAGGGCCAGGGCUCACACCAUAGAUCACCCUGAUCGACAGCGUGCAGCCACGGACCGUGCGGGACCACGCCCAGGAGCUGGAUGAUGCCCUGGUGUCCACCCUGCAGGCGCUGGAAGCCCUGGCUGCCUCAGAGGAUUGUCCACAUCCCCCACCACAGCAGACAGCAGGUCUUAUUGUCCUGGCUGCCAUCACUCCUGAGUCAUCCCUGGACUCUGGCCACGAGACGAACUCCUCAGAGCUGACCGAUGUCUCAGAGAUGGUCUCUGCCAUGAAGCAGCACCAGAACGCUGCCUACUUCCUCACCCAACACAUCAACAAAGAAAACCUCCUGGCCAGGAAGGACUUGCCUUUCCGAAUCCAGAGCUGUGCUGCCCAGGCUGUUCUCACCUCCCCCUACGCCCUGAGCCGCCAGGAGCCCUCACUGAAGCCAGCCUUCUCCACCCAAAGUCCCAGCCUUACCAACUGCAAGAGCAAGCAGGAGCAGCAGCCCAGGGAGCAGAGCUGCACCUUGGCUGCCCAGCCAGGGCUGAGCCCCCAGCUCAGUGAGCAGGGCAAGGGGGCUGCUGUGCCAAGCUCUGAGUGCAAAGCUGCUGCAGCUCACACAAAAGCUGCCUUUGAGGUAUCUCUGCAUGCCACAGCAGCCCCAAGCAGGGAGCAGGCACAGGAUCUACAAGAGAAGAUGCCCAAGGAGGUGCAGCCAAGCUCCAAGCUGCUCCUGGAUCAGAAGAGCAGUGUAGCUCCAGCCAUCAUUUCAGCUGCUCUGCAGCAGGUGGCAAAUGCAAAAGCCUCAGCUCCCCAAGUGGUAUCAGCCUUAAAAGAAGACCAGAACGUGAAUGGUACCAGCAGCAAGCCUUUGACACUUAAAGGAGGUCCACAAACUGCAGAGACACUGUGCAACUGUCAGCAGCAGCAGCAGCAGGUCUCUCCACAGCAGCACUGUGAAGUUUCUCCAAGUCCUAAGGAAGCUCCUGGCAGUCAGGCUGAAGCUUUCCACCUUGCCUCAGCAGGUGAGGAGAUGAUGCCCAGUAAGACUUUUGCCUCUAAAAGCUACCAGCAAAAAGUGAGUAGGGAUGCUGCAGGAAAAGCUGCGAGCGGAGAGACAGGUCAGAAGGCAGGUGGGGAAGCCACAAGCCUCGUCUUGCAGAAGCACUCAGCUCCUUCAAACCAAGGACAGAAAAUACAACAGGAAAGCUCGGCCAAAAUCUUAAAAGCUGAGAGCAGCAAUGUGCACUCUGCAUCACCUGGUAGCACUUUCAGGAGCACCAGUGAGGAAGCCAAAGGGCCAAUCCAGCUGAUGCCCAGAUCCGAGAGCCUGCAGAUUAGCACUGUGCCUUCCAAAAAAGUAGAGAAAGUCCUGGAGGUAACCCAGCAAGAUGCUGAUGUCCCAGCUAAACCCAAAGCCCCAAAAGCUCCCUUCAGGCUUAGGAACCUGUUCUCUGCAACGUUUCCCACACGGCUGAAGAAGGAGACGGACGAGCGGCAGGCCCAGCUGCAGAAGGUGAAGCAGUACGAGCUGGAGUUCCUUGAAGAGCUGCUCAAGCCAAAGAGCAAAGGUGACCUCCCACCACAGGAGUACCUGCACCCGCCUGCCCCUGGGCGCUGCAGCUGCCAGCUGAGGAGCAGUCCUGUGCAGAAAGUGCCAGGGAUGUCCAGGGAGCAGAGGCGCAGCUGCGACUGCAAGCGGAUUUGCAGGGGAAUGAGGCCACCCCCCAACCAGCUGGUGGUGCCAGAACUGGAGAGGCGAGGCAGGGAUAAAGCUGCAGAUGAGCAGAAGCAGGUGGAAGCCAUAAGGCUGACCAGCAUGAGCAGCCCUUCCAAAGGCAAACGGAUCCGAUCCACAAGUUUGGAGUCCAGAGACAACCGGUCAGACCCAGAGAACGGCAUGUCCUGUCUGACAACGUGCACCUCCCGCGGGGAGUGCAUGGGUGCACCCCACUACAGGAAGCUCUUGCGUCGCUACAGUGUCAGUGAAAUAGAUAAGACUGAAAAGACAUCCCUGUCCUCUGACGUCUACCAGAACAUCUACACAACCAAGCAGAAAGGCCCCCAGAAAGAGCCUGAGCCCAGCAUCCUCUGUCCUGUUCUGAAAAGCAAAAUCCAGGAAGCCACUGGAGUGGCUGACCCCUCCUACGUCCAGAUAGCACAGGACAAAAAGAGUCAGAAGGGUUCAGCAGUGUUCUCUGUCCAGGAGGAGAUGUACCCGAGUCCUGCUGAGCUGCGGGAUGAAGACAUGGAGGAUGAGAAGUGCUGCUCCAUCCGCUACUGCUUCUACUACAGGAAAUGCGAUGUUGCAGAUGAUGGGAGCGAGAAGGAUGAGCUGUCCUAUUCCAUCCCCAUGCAGAUACUCCCAGGAAUGAAGCUGGACAAUCAGAUGGUCCCAGUAAUGAGCAGGACUCUUCAGGUCCUGGACGCAACAGCCUGCAGCAGUCCCAACGAGAGCCAGACCCAGGAGAUAGAUUUAAGGACCUCCAGUUUUGAGGGGAGCUUGGCGAAGAUCAACACCCUUCGAGGCCAUGCCUACAGCUUCCCCAACGGGUUCCUGCAGGUGCAGCUGGACACCAACGAGCUCCUGACCAUCCUGAGGCAGUGUGUGCUGAGCCCCGAGGUGCGGGACUGCAAGCCCUACAUCUCCCAGCUGGCUGAGUACAAGCAGGAGCUGGCCCUCAAGUUCAAGGAGUUCCGGGCAUCCUGCCGCCGCGUGGCCGCCGUCGACAAGAGUCCCACCCACAUGCUGUCGGCCAUCACGAGCAGCUUCCAGGUGCUAAGCAGCCUCAUCGAGACCUUCGUGAGGCUGGUGUACGUUGUGCGCUCCGAGUCCCAGCGCCAGGAGCUGCUGACCAAGGUGGAGGAGGUGGUGAGGAACUACACCUUCCUCCUGAAGGCUGCCGAGGAGUCCACGGCCAGGACGCUGAGCCACCAGCACACUGUGGAGCAGCUGGCCCGCCAGUCAGCCACGGUGGCCACGGUCAUGAGCACCCUGACGCGCUCCCUGAAGACGCUGAUCAAUAAGUAAAGCCAGCUGUGAAGACCAAGGAGGCAGUGUGUGCCAGGCCACGCUCUCACAUCUCACAGGUCUGCUGAGGAUGCGGUGCCUGCAGGCCCACGCUGACCACGGUCUGCGGUAGCCAAGACACUCUUUGGUCUCUGCAGAAUGCAUGGUUGUGUUGGUGAGGGGUUUGAAGGGUGAAUCUGUGCCCUGUCACAAGCUGUGCAAUCUGCUGGUCCAGGGGCUCAAGCUGUGCAAUCUGCUUGUUGUCCCACACUGGCUCAUUGGUGACAGUGCUUGGGAGGUGCAGGCACCCCAUCCCCACACCAGUGUGGUUCCAUGGGGCUCUGGGCCUUGCUCCUGCAGACCUCUUUCACAGUUUGUGGUGGGCCAGUGAGCUAUCAGGAGCUGAGCUGAGAUCUCCUGGCUCCCCUUGGGCACUCUGGAGCCAAACCAGUGUCUUGCCACGUAAACAACUCUUCUGCCUCCAGGAUCUUCCUGGCCCACAAACACAACAUAAUCAGCAGCAGAUGGGAUCUGCUGCUGUGCUGGGACUUGGCAAGCAGUCCUAGCAGGUUAUGGUAGGUUGCCAUCAUGCUGGCACAGAGCUGGGCACCCUACUGGGCUCUGCUCUCACAGCUUAGGCCCCAGUGCUCCAGUCCUGAGCACAGGCACUGCCUGUGCCACUGGCAAGGGCUCAAUGCCUGCAAGGGGGGACAAUCCAGAGAACCACAGGACUGUCAGUCCGACCUCGGUGACAAGAAGGUCACAGAGCAGACGAUCAUGAGUGCCAUGCCAUGGCACACACAGGACAAGGGGUCAGGCCCAGCCAGCACAGGGGAAAGGCAGGUGCUGCUUGAGCAGCCUGGCCUGCUUCCAUGACAGGGUGACUCUCUGUGGGUGAGGGAAAGGCUGGAUUUUAGUAAAAAAUCUAACACUG